Molecule: messenger RNA, 3150 nt
Organism: Drosophila obscura
Lineage: Eukaryota; Metazoa; Arthropoda; Insecta; Diptera; Drosophilidae
Exons: 3
Coding region: 1-3150 (1049 amino acids)
Biological process (GO): proteolysis
Molecular function (GO): zinc ion binding; nucleic acid binding; aspartic-type endopeptidase activity
Source: RefSeq, a predicted model, not a curated record
AUGGUCAAAAUUGCGGAUCUUAAGGUGGACCAGUUACGGUUCCUGUUAAGAGAGCGGAACUUGGCAGUUUCGGGCUCCAGAGCCGAAUUAGUACAACGACUAAUUGAGUUUGAGAAAACCGAAGACGUAGAGAUGCCACAAGCAGCUGGAAACAUAAGUCAACAUGAGGAGGAGACGCUGACGUCACAUGCGGCGGCAAUUUCACACAUGCAAAAUGAAAUGACGGAGCUGAAGAAUAUGAUGGUUCAGUUGGUCAUCAUGCAACGACAAAACGCGGAAGCAACAGCAUCAGGUGAAACAGCACAAGCGGCAGCAGCAACAACAAACCACCAGCAGAUCAGAGAAGAAAAUACCGAAGGUAGACAGGCUACCAAUUACGUAAGGCAAGCGUCGGUCAAGGAAAUAGCAAAUACCUUGCCGGACUAUGACCCCAGCGACGAUAACGCCAUCUCCGUAGACCAGUUCAUCGAUCGUGUCAACAGGGUAGUUGAGGCUUACCAAUGGGACGAGAAGUUUCUUUUGCUCGCCAUUUAUACGCGGCUUAAGGGUCCCGCUAAGAUGUGGCUCGACUCGUCGCCGGUUCUACACACCACAUGGAGUGACUUCGCUGCAGCUAUAAGAGACGAGUUUGGAUCUAACCCAGAUGAGGCAGAAGUUCACUUCAAUAUGGCCAAUGCAACCAGAAGAUCAAAGGAGACAGUAAAGGAGUACUGUUUCCGGAUGUCCGCCCUUGGCGUGCGAGGUCGACCAAUCGCAAACAAAAAGGAGUUCGUACCAAAAGGCAGCAACUUUGAGACAAAGCAGGAUUACGACGUAAAGCCAACAAAGCCAAAGGAGGCUCAGAAGUGCUACAAUUGUGGAGAAUUGGGGCACUUCGCUAGUUCAUGCCAACAAGAAAAAAAGAAGUCGCGUUGUACCAACUGCAAUAAGUUUCAUGCACGCAAUGAGAAAUGCCAACCGGCAGAUAUGAUGCGUUUGGGUGCCGCGAAUCUCGACAAGCUAUUCACUAGGAAAAUCUACAUAAAGUCGUACAUCUAUAGCGCCUUCAUUGAUACUGGAAGUCAGGCUAGUAUCAUGCGCCAAUCAGUUGCCAAACAAAUCAACGCUGAUCGCCACAAGUGCUCUAUGAAGAUUCGAGGCAUUUAUGGGGGUUCCUGUAUCCUGACUGAAGCAAUGGUUGUGGAUAUGGACAUCGAUGGAAAAAUGAUUACGGCCAAAGUAUACGUAGCAGACGACGACCUGCUGCAAGAGGACUUUCUGUUAGGACAAGACGUCAUCAUUAGCGGUCAGCUAUCGCUGAAGUUUGAGUCAGGCGACACCGAAGUGAAACGUGCUGUUCAUCAACCGGUAGCGUUUGUAAGCGACAACCUAACUACAAAACUUCUUGUCAAUCUACAGAACCAGCAGGAAAGAAGUAAAAUGGGCGGUUUGCUGGAGAAGUUCAACCAUGUUUUCUCCACAGGACUGCAAGGCAUAGGCAAAACCAACAUCGUCCAAGCCAACAUUAGCGUUGAGAGUGGCCAAGUGGUUUCGCAAGCGCCAUACCGAGUAUCCGAGCCAAAGAAGGAAAUUGUAAGCAGAAUGGUCGAAGAGCUGUUGGAGCAGGAUAUUAUCAUACCAUCCACGUCAGAGUACGCCAGCCCAGUGGUGCUCAUCAAGAAGCCAAACGGUAGUGAUCGACUCUGUGUUGAUUACCGCCGUCUCAAUAAACUGAUCAAGAAGGAAAAUUUUCCUGUACCGAACAUCGAGGAGCGUCUGCAGGACGCGAAGCGAUUUAAAUACCUUUCUUCUCUGGAUCUCAACAGCGGUUAUUAUCAGAUAGAAGUAGCACCGGAAAGUAGAAAGUUUACUGCAUUCAUCACUACGGAAACUGCACCUGCUGUUUUCAAUCGACUCAUGGCAGAAUUACAGAAGCGAGUGCAGAAAGGCGACAUGAUACAUUACAUGGACGACAUCUUAAUUGGUAGUCAGACGUUUGACGAGAUGUAUGAGAAGCUUGAGCGAAUCCUCCAAGUAUUGCAAGAGUGCGGACUAACGCUAAAUCUGGAUAAAUGUGAAUUGUUCAAGCAAACAAUUACAUUCCUGGGUCAUCAGAUACACGCAGACGGCAUCAGUCCUGGAGAGGUUAAGACGAACGCUAUUGCAUUGUUCUCGACGCCGAGCAAUGUGACUGAAGUACGGCAGUUUUUGGGUCUCAGCGGUUACUUCCGGAAAUUUGUUGCCGGAUAUGCCAUUAUUUCGGAUCCCCUGCGUACCCUGUUGCGCAAAGACCAGACGUUCAAGUGGGAACAGCCACAACAGGAUGCAUUUGACGAGUUAAAGAGACGCCUAAAAUCGAAGCCCGUUGUCACCAGUUACCGACUCGAUGCUGAGCAUGAGCUACAUACGGAUGCCAGUGCCGUUGGCUUAGCCGGAGUAUUGCUGCAGAAGGAUGAGGAUCAGAUGAAGCCAAUUGCUUACUAUAGCCGAGCAACGUCCAAACCAGAGAAGAACUACCACAGUUACGAACUAGAAGCUCUAGCCGUCGUCGAGUCGUUGGAGCGAUUUAAAUAUUACAUAUAUGGUAAGCGUAUUAAAGUCGUUACCGAUUGUAAUGCCCUGAAAACAUCAAUGGAGAAACGAGAGCUUAUACCCCGAAUUGCAAGAUGGUGGCUACGUAUACAAGAAUUUGACAUAGACAUUGUUCAUCGAGCUGGAACACAGAUGAAUCAUGUUGACGCGCUAAGUCGAGCUCCAUUUGAGGAUGCACAUGAGCUGGACACAGCAUCCCUGCAAAUUUCGAAGACCAUCAUCGACGAGGCUGAUUCGUUGUUUGCCAUACAAUUGCAAGAUGAGAAAAUCCAGAAGAUUGUCGCUGAGAUGAACAUUGAUAAGAAAUCUGAGACCGACGAGUAUGUGAUCGAGCAAGAUCGCCUGUUUCGCAAAUAUGACGGCAAACUACUAUGGCUAUUGUAUGGUUAUGAGCCACGAGAUAUCCUCAAGAACACAGUGACAAAUGCGAUCCAAGGCCCGGAUCUGAAGAUGCUGACAGAUGACGAGUUGGAAAAGCUACGAGCAGAUGCUGCGACUACAGUCAACGAUCAUAGGGCUGCUGCGAAGAAACGUUACGAUGCUAGACAUUCCAAGCCAACCUUGGUGAUCUUGUGUUAG